Molecule: messenger RNA, 2813 nt
Organism: Coregonus clupeaformis (lake whitefish)
Lineage: Eukaryota; Metazoa; Chordata; Actinopteri; Salmoniformes; Salmonidae
Product: E3 ubiquitin-protein ligase RING2-A
Exons: 7
Coding region: 775-1989 (404 amino acids)
Biological process (GO): negative regulation of DNA-templated transcription
Cellular component (GO): PcG protein complex; ubiquitin ligase complex
Molecular function (GO): ubiquitin protein ligase activity; chromatin binding
Source: RefSeq, a predicted model, not a curated record
GUGUAUAUUUUGAUUUUUUCAAGUCGGCCACCAUUUUAAUCAUGAGAAUCUCCCCUUUGUAAUUAUGUAAGUCUGGGCAGCGAGCUCACUUGUCAUGAAAUGCUAGCCCAAAAAUAAUGUUUUGGAACCCUGAGCUCAGCCCAUUGUUUUCCUAUGGAGAAGCAUGCAGGUCUAUUUCGCCAAAUAUCUCUCAAUGUGUAUAUUUUGAUUUUUUUCAAGUCGGACACCAUUUCAAUCAGGAGAAUCUCCUCUUUGUAAUUAUGUAAGUCUGGGCAGCGAGCUCGGUUGUCAUCCAUCACUAGACCAGAAAUAGUCAGAAGCUUUCAUUUGUUCCAUACUUCCUCAUUACGCAGACAUAAGCACUGUUGACACCAUCGAGGUGCGGAUGUUUACUUUCUACACGAGUUUUUUUUUUUUUCGUCCUAAGAACAGAUUGUAGUGGUGAUAUGAAAAGGGAUACAUUUUUUUGUGUGCCAUUUAGGCAAAAUUGAAUUCUAAGCAUCAUUCCAAUCAAAAUAGGCUCUGCGAACGUUCGAUUCAAUUCAUUUGCUAUGGGCUCGCGCUAGUGUUUCAGCUUAGCCAACGUUCUAUUGCCGUUUUUCAGCCUUGGGUGAAUUUUGACUCGUUCUAUUGUCCAGCCUAGCAUUGGCACGAGCUUGAAAGUAUAUCGUUACAAUCUAGUGUCCAUAACAAGCUAGCUAGUUGUGCUGCUAGCCUAGCCACACCGGCCAGCUGUCCUUCAAAUUCCUUGAUUAGGGGUUUUUAAAACACAAAAUGGCGACUCCAGUCAACGUCCAAAACCCCAGUAAGACGUGGGAGCUGAGCUUGUAUGAGCUGCACAGGAGCCCACAGGAGGCGAUCAUGGACGGCACAGAGAUAGCGGUGUCCCCCAGGAGCCUCCACAGUGAGCUGAUGUGCCCCAUCUGUCUGGACAUGCUUAAGAACACCAUGACCACUAAGGAGUGCCUCCACCGCUUCUGCUCCGACUGCAUCGUCACUGCACUCCGAUCAGGGAACAAGGAAUGCCCCACGUGCCGAAAGAAGCUGGUGUCGAGACGCUCGUUGCGGCGCGACUCCAAUUUCGACGCCCUUAUCUCCAAGAUCUACCCCAGCCGGGACGAGUACGAGGCCCACCAGGACCGGGUGCUGGAGAGACUCAACCGGCUGCACAAUAAGCAGGCGCUCAGCUCCAGCAUCGAGGAGGGGCUGCGCAUGCAGGCGCUUCACAGACCCCCCAGAGCCCAGCGAGUGCGCAAACCGGCGCAGGAGAGCGACAACACAACCUUCAGCGGCGGCGAGGACAACGGGGAAGCACGCUCACACCUCUCCCAUGACUCCGCUCCCUCCCUCGCGCCACUCCCCCCGAGCCACACGCCCUCCGAAGCCGGGCCCAGCCGGAACCCCAAGCGGCUCAGGGUGUCGGACGGGUCGGGCCCGGAGGUGGAUGGGGGCAGCCCCACGCCCCCGCUCCGCCGCCACAAAGAGGGCCCCGGCUUGGAGAUAGAGCUUGUGUUCCGCCCACACCCCCUGCUGGUCAACACACAGGACUACAGCCAGACCAGAUAUGUGAAGACCACAGCCAAUGCAACAGUGGACCACCUGUCUAAGUACCUGGCUCUGCGUAUCGCUUUGGAGGACAAACAAGGAGACAGCCAAUCAGAUGCAGGGACGGAGAAAGGGAAAGAGGGGGGGGCUAAAGGAGAGGAAGUAGCAGCAGGAGAAGGGGCCAGCCUGAAGAAUAUCAGUGAGAAACAAUACACCAUCUACAUCACAACGUCAGGGGGCCAGUUCUCUACUCUGAACGGCUCCCUGACUCUGGAGCUGGUGAAUGAGAAGUACUGGAAGGUCAGAAAGCCUCUGGAGCUCUACUAUGCACCCACCAAGGACCAACAGCCUCAACCAUCCCAGCCAAAGUCCCCACAGCCCAAAGAGGGUGAGGAGCCCUCCCUCUUCAGCCUUUAUCACUCCCUGUCUCUGACCGCCUACUGAUCAUGUGUUGGAGAGACUGUAAGAUUUCUGUGUGUUACAUGUAGCUGCUUCGAAGGUAAUCAUUGGGAACAUUCCAUAGAUUGCUGAAGGUCUUAAACUUUGUCCUCAGAAUCUGAUGUUUUUCUGUUUUCAGUAGCUUCAAAUGAAACCUGAGUGUGAAGUUGUUUUUAGAAUUCCUACAAAUCAGAUCUGUGUCAUCCUUUUUUCCUUCAUCUAACGGUUAACUGAAAAUGCGGUCUGGACUGGUGCACUCACUGCCAGACAACACAUACGUAGUCCAGCCUUCUUUCAAACCACAGACCACAAAGUAUUGAUGCUUGACAUUGCGCCAUAUUCUGUCAAUACAUCAUUUCAGAUUAGCGUGAGGAUUUUACAUUAGAAAAUGCUGUGGAGAUUAACCUUUUUCUUUUGAGAUUUGGGAUGACCAGUGGUCAAAGGAUUGUUGAAUUGAAUAUAUUCAAGAAAACUGCUAUAUAACAGUAGAUUAAGACUGUUCUAGGCUUGCUUUGAAAUUAAUGUUUAUUUAUCAAAGGUAUUUAAUUUCUUGAAGACCUAUGCUGCUUAUGGAGAAUGUCAAGUAAUAAUGGUCAGUGGAGUUUAUCCUAAUGCUAGUUUCACGGCUUUCACUACCUUUAUCAAGUCUUACCUGAUGCACUUUGUUCUGCUGGCAUAUGGGUUCUUUUACCUCAGCUUUUCUAUGAUCUUUGUACAAUUAAAGCAAUAUCCCAUUUGGAACUGUUACUCAGCUUGUUAUAUAUUGCAAUUCCUCUGUUUCAGAGCCUUAAGAUCCAGUCAGCACAAUAAAACUGCAAGGAUUGCAUUGA